Closterium sp. Naga37s-1 is the source of this 481-nucleotide messenger RNA. The record is from the annotation of a GenBank genome assembly. Lineage: Eukaryota; Viridiplantae; Streptophyta; Zygnematophyceae; Desmidiales; Closteriaceae.
AGCAGUGUCGGAUCACGUGUUUGGGAACCAGGCCAAGCACGUGGAGCUCAGGCAGCAAGUGGUGGAGUACAUUGAGGCACACGAAACCGACUUCGCCCCGUUUGUGGAGGACGACAUGGGCUUUAAGGAGUACUGCAGCAGCAUGCGCGAGGACGGCACGUGGGGCGGGCACAUGGAGCUGCAGGCAGUUUCCCUGCUGCUGAAAAGAAACAUUUGCAUUCACCAGUUGCAGCAGCCCCGGUGGAACAUAGUCAACUUUGACGAUGCCAACACUUCCACCAUCCACCUCUCCUACCACGACGGGGGUCACUACAGCAGCGUGCGUAUGGAAGGGGACGUUGGGUUUCUGAAGUGCAUCCCACCCCAUGUAGCCACAUUCGUGCUCUCCCCCUCUCCUCUCUUCCACCCCCCUUCCACAGCUCAUACCACGACGGGGAUCACUACAACAGCGUGUGGAAUGAGAGGGGUGCUGGGCCUCUGA